Molecule: messenger RNA, 2263 nt
Organism: Nicrophorus vespilloides
Lineage: Eukaryota; Metazoa; Arthropoda; Insecta; Coleoptera; Silphidae
Gene: Atf6
Product: cyclic AMP-dependent transcription factor ATF-6 beta
Exons: 6
Coding region: 187-2067 (626 amino acids)
Biological process (GO): endoplasmic reticulum unfolded protein response; regulation of transcription by RNA polymerase II
Cellular component (GO): nucleus
Molecular function (GO): DNA-binding transcription factor activity, RNA polymerase II-specific; RNA polymerase II cis-regulatory region sequence-specific DNA binding
Source: RefSeq, a predicted model, not a curated record
CAGGAAUUGACAGAUGAUCGAAGGUAGGCAACCAUUUAAUUGUUUGGAAUCAGAUUUUUGUUAUGAUUGGAGUGGGAAUGCCAAUGUUGUGAACGUCAUCAAGUGUGUGUGCGGGUUUGUUGGUUACUCACUAAUGUGCUUAUCCGGCUUCGUUCGCAAGGUAAACUGCGUGCUAAUAGAAGCGAGAUGUUAACGACCGACGAUUUUGAUGAUGGCUACCUCUUCAAAUGUUCACCGGAUUCAUCCACCAACGACUCCUUCAUGACAGAUUAUCUGGGCUCCGACGAGGACUUCCUGCAGCAAUUAUCCUCAGGCCUGGACAUUCCGCUGUUACUCAACCCCAACGAUGAUGAGUUAGGCGUCCUAAACUCGUUCUUGGAUAAGAGUCCCGAUGAAAUCCUAUCCGAAAUCACAUCGCCGGUGCCGCACUCGGACUAUCCCGAUUCGGAGAUCCAAUGGACGGCCAAUGUCAUGCCGAUCGUGAAAACGGAGUACGAGACUUGCGAUGAAUUCUACAAUUCGGAUUCGGUGCAGUCAGGGUCGCCGACCCCGUCCCAUUCUAGCGAUGGAUCUAAUGGCAAAACGGAUAUCAAGGACGAAAUUUUCAUCGAUACGCCCCCCAUCUCACCUAACGACGGGCAGCAGAACGUGGCGCAGCCGUUGCACAUCAACCUGGUGCAGAAACUGCAGCCACACCAGUCCAGGCACCAGCGGCUCCAGCAGAAGCUUCCCUAUACAAUACCUACAAAGCACAAGAAGAAACUAUUCGUCGUAUCUCAGAACGAAACGCCCACGCACAUGGUCAAGAACAAGAACAGCAACAUAGUAAUAUUUGAAAACCUGCGAGCUGUGCCGGUUAAUAGACUACCAACAAUUCAACCUAUUUCCAACGUGCCAGUCGUUGUAAAGAGCGAACCGAUUCUCAAAAUUCGACCGGAUAUUGAUCCUAAAGCGCUGAAACGGCAGCAGCGAAUGAUCAAGAAUCGCGAAUCCGCAAACUUGUCCCGCAAAAAGAAGAAAGAAUAUCUGACUUCGUUGGAGAAGCAAGUGCAGGACUUGACUGCAGAAAAUGAACAGCUCAAAAGGGAAAAUUCCCAGCUCAAGCAGAGACUUUCAGGAUUGGGUGGAUGCAAAAUAAUGGUGAAUGGUAUUCAUAACAAGACUGCUACCAAGGGGAUGGUUCUCUGUAUUUUUUUGUUUGGACUUGCAGUGAAUACAAGCGUAUUUAGAAAUCCGUUCAAUAACAAUGACUCACUUCCCUCGGACUUGGACAAUCAAGUGCCUUCAAUUUUACACCAGAAUGGAAGACACCUGCUGUGGCAGGAGGAAGAAAUCGUGGAAGCGCCACCGAAUGUGACGACGAAGACGUUGCCAUUGCCGAUGUGUCCGAUGCUCGUGAACCAAACGGAGAGUGUACGAUUAGCGCUGGAAUUGCACAGGUGGAUCGGUAAACCGUACAACGUAUCCGAGGAUUUCAUGGUUUCGCCGCCGAGGCCAAAAAUAAGGACCAUAAGGUCUAGGAUCAAGAAACGCGCAAAGAGCAAGCUGAAUAACAUUGAUGAACCUGUGUUAUCCUCGGUGUACAGACUGGGGAGGCGCACUAGGAGGAUACAACCUAUCACCGAGAACGAGCUUCAAGUCUUCGAUCCGACACCGGAACAACUUUACUCGGAAUUCUUUGAGGCCAUAAACCGCAGGGAUGAUACCUUCUAUGUGGUCUCCUUCAGUGCAGAUCACAUGCUACUGCCCGCACUCCACCAUAACAAAACGCGCCGCCCCAAGAUGUCAUUGAUACUGCCAUCCAUGUUACCUAAUGAUUCCUCGUCGACGAAGUCCGUGGUUUCGCUGAUGCAAAUCGACUGUGAGGUGCUGGACACCCGGAUGAUCCAUAUAAAGCAGGGCUCGAUACCUCAGAACUUCCGUAACCAAACUGCGUCGCCUACCACCCACGGUCCGGUACCGGAACCCGCGAGACACAACGUCACAAGUGAACCGCCCGCCGACCACUUCCGGCCUUAUUUCUUACGUAAAGGCAAGAACAGUAUAGGUGGCGCCGAACGCGGUUGAAUUUUGCCAUUAACCAAAUAGGUAAACUUAUAUUAAGUAAUUGAUUGUUUUAAACUAAUCAACAAUUAGUCGGAUGCGUGCGUCCGAAUAUUUUUAAAUCGAUUAAGGUUCACUUUUUUUGAUUCAAUGCAUCAAUGAGAAUUUACAUUAUUUUUUUAAUAUCAAUUAAUUUGAAAAAAAAAUAUAAAAAGCAAAA